GCUGGACGGCCGGGGAGCAGGCCUGGGACGGGGCAUCCGAUGGGGCACCGCACGGGGUAAAGAGCCUGUUGGACGGGCGUUGUGAUGGCUCACCUUCUCCCCGCGGGGCCCCGUGUUGUUCUCAGACGCCCUGUUUACUGGGGGCAUCCCGUCGAAGGGAAUUGGCGCUGCCCCGAUUGGCCGUCGUCUCGAGAAUGGGUCGGCCGUGUUCUGCUCUGCUCGACUUGGCUCGGCUUGCACUCCGUCUCACCACCAAGUAUAUAAGUCUGCGCGGUUCGCCGUUGCAUUCUCCUUCGUCUCAGACACAUCUGGUCUCGCCUCACAAUGGAGCACCCUCAUCCAAAACUCGACGCCGAGCACGACGAAGGCGGCGUGUCUUCCGAGUGGGAUGUCGAGCCCUACGGCCCCUCGGGCUUCAAGGGCAUCUUCACCUCGCGCUAUGUCGCACUCUGUGCGUCGUUCAGUGCCAUCGGCGGCCUGCUCUUUGGAUACGAUCAGGGAGUCAUUUCCGUGACGCUCGUCAUGGAUGAAUUCUUGAAUCGCUUCCCCGAGGUGUCUGAUUCGGCUUCGGGCGCUGGCUUCUACAAGGGCCUCAUGACGGCCAUGAUCACGCUUGGUGCUUUCAUCGGUGCUCUUAACCAAGGUUGGAUCGCCGACGCCUACUCUCGCAAAUAUUCCAUCAUGAUCGCCGUCGUCAUCUUUACCAUUGGUUCCGCCCUCCAAACCGCCUCCGUCAACUACACCAUGCUCGUUAUCGCUCGACUCAUUGGCGGCAUUGGCAUUGGAAUGCUGAGUGCCGUCGUUCCCUUGUACAUCUCCGAGAUCUCGCCUCCCGAAAUCCGCGGCACCCUGCUCGUGUUCGAAGAGCUGAGCAUUGUCAUCGGCAUUGUCGUCUCCUUCUGGAUCACCUACGGAACCCAAUACAUCGGCUCGCACUGGUCGUGGCAGCUUCCCUUCCUCAUCCAGAUCAUCCCCGGCCUGCUUUUGGGCUUCGGCGCCAUCCUGCUGCCCUUUUCGCCGCGAUGGUUGGCUGCCAACGGCCGCGAGGACGAAGCACUCGCAAACCUGGCCAAGCUCCGACAGCUCCCUGCUUCCGACGUGAGAGUGCAGCGAGAGUGGGUUGACAUUAUCGCCGAGUCGAGAUUCCAGCAGGGAAUUGUCGCCCAGCGCCACCCUAACCUGAUCAACGGCGGAGGAUUCAGCAAGUUCAAGCUCGAGUUUGCCCAGUGGGCCGAUUGCUUGAGACCUGGAUGCUGGCGACGAACCCAUGUUGGCGCCGGUCUGAUGUUCUUCCAACAGUUCACUGGAAUUAACGCUCUCAUCUACUACUCGCCGACUCUCUUUGGAACCAUGGGCCUUGACUACAACAUGCAGCUGAUCAUGUCUGGUGUUCUCAACGUGACCCAGCUUUUCGGUGUCAUCUCCAGUCUUUGGACCCUCGACAGAUUCGGUCGACGAAACAUCCUCAUGAUCGGUAGCGUUGCCAUGUUCCUUGCCCACGCCAUCAUCGCCGUCCUCGUCGGCAAGUUCUCCAACGAUUGGCCUUCCCACCAGGAUGCAGGCUGGACGAGCGUUGCAUUUUUGCUCUUUUACAUGAUUGCAUUCGGUGCCAGCUGGGGACCAGUUCCCUGGGCGAUGCCUGCUGAGAUCUUCCCCUCGUCUCUCCGCGCAAAGGGUGUUUCCAUUUCCACUUGCUCAAACUGGAUCAACAACUUCAUUAUCGGACUCGUAACUCCCCCUCUUGUACAGAACACCGGCUUCGGAGCCUACAUCUUCUUCGCCGUCUUUUGCCUCCUGUCUGCCGUGUGGACCUUUUACAUUGUCCCCGAGACGAACGGCAAGUCAUUGGAGGAUAUGGACGCGGUGUUCAAGGACUAUGGUAGCUCCGAGGACAUGGCCACCAAGAACCGCUUGUUCCUUGAAGUGAUGAGGGAGAAGAGGGACAACGAAGUGCUUCCUUAGACUGCUGAUACUAUCCAAAAUCCUGCAAGUCCAUAAAGUCCGAAUAGCCUGUUUAUUUUACCAUUCACUGGUUUUUCUAGAUUACAUGAAACUGAAGGAAAUGGGAUGAAGUGUUACAGAUACGUUAGUCCUAGACGUUGGCAGCCG
Ilyonectria robusta is the source of this 2109-nucleotide messenger RNA. Its product is annotated as putative MFS monosaccharide transporter. The transcript has 9 exons. The record is from RefSeq and is a predicted model, not a curated record. NCBI's taxonomy places the organism in Eukaryota, Fungi, Ascomycota, Sordariomycetes, Hypocreales, Nectriaceae. The coding region runs from base 325 to 1962 and encodes 545 amino acids. Gene Ontology annotation, molecular function: carbohydrate:proton symporter activity. Gene Ontology annotation, cellular component: membrane. Gene Ontology annotation, biological process: carbohydrate transport; transmembrane transport.